Ceratina calcarata is the source of this 2866-nucleotide messenger RNA. RefSeq names its product doublesex cognate 73A (gene dsx-c73A). NCBI's taxonomy places the organism in Eukaryota, Metazoa, Arthropoda, Insecta, Hymenoptera, Apidae. The coding region runs from base 633 to 2018 and encodes 461 amino acids. The record is from RefSeq and is a predicted model, not a curated record. The transcript is spliced from 6 exons.
GAGCACGGGAAGGUAGAGGAUUGGUGGAGAUGCAGCUUAGGAUUCCACGCAUAGUCAAGGGGUUUCUGGUUGGUUGGUAAGUGGGACUAGCCGGGACUCAUAGGCACCGUGUCUUCUACGAGAGCUCGCAGUCCCAUUCGGAGCCUCAGAAACGCGUCUAGCCGUCUUCCUCCACGGAACGAGUUCCGUCCGUUCGUUCUGUUCGCGCGUUCUUUAUCCUCGAUAUUCGAUUGUACGACGAUCGACGAUGCGGAAAAACUUGAACAGCUCCGUGGCCUGAAUCGCUCGGAACUCUUCCAGAGGAGAGAGAGAGAGAGAGAGUAUCGGAUACGGAAUAGGUAUUUGCGAGAUUUCAAAUCGACACCGAUACGUCGCGUUUUUUACUGCUCUCUCGUUCGCGAAUAAACAUCGUCGUUCGGUUUUCCGCGAGCUAGCGGAUCGCGCGAGGAACUGAAACUCGAAGACACCGGAUCGAGGUUGGGCCAAGGGUCGGGGUCGAGGUCGAGACCCAGAUCGGGACCAGCGUCGAAAUCGAGGCCGCGAUUGGACACCGAGGGAGAUACGAGCAGGGAUAAAGAGGAUUCGCCCGUCGCGAAAUCUCUUCUGUCGAUCGAGAAUACUUAAACGAAGAGAUGGAACCGAUCCGAGGCGCGACGUGGCUGGUUCUGCUGGCAGUCGGCUGCACGGCUCUGCCACCGCAGUCGCAGACUCUCACCAAGGGCAACGACAAAAUGAAACAAACCAAGGUGCCAUUGUUCUUUAACGAGAACGAGUCUAACGAACUUUCGGCAAUCACGUCGGACAAGGAUAGUAACGGAGCGAACGGCGUCGGGACCACCGCGACCAGCAGCGUCGACGUCGGCGCGAACGAUACCGCGUCUAAAUCGUCGUCGCGUUUCGGUGUUUCCACCGCGAUCAACGCGACCACCGCGCCGUCCUCGUCGUCGUCUUCGGUGACGUCGACGCCGUCGAUGUCACCGGACAAGAGUCAUCAGACGCUCGAACUGCCGUCGACGAGUUCGUAUCUGCCAGUUCCGACGGUCGGCGACGCGAGAACGGAAUCCGGUUCGUCGACGACGAGCAGCCGUGGCAUCGGCACGACUUCGAGGACGACGCCGAAGACGUCCACGACUCUGGCGACGAACGCGAGCAGCCCGAACACGGGUUCGAGCGCGACUCCCACCGAGACGUCGUCCAGGACGAUCGCCUCCGAUCAGAACAACGCCAGCACGUUUCUGUCCUCGUCGAAGAAGUCGACGACGAGCUUCGUCGAAGUGACGACCACCCCUGCACCGGUUUCCUCCAAGGAGACCCGCGAGUCCACCGCGAAAAUUCGUCCGCAGAUCAAACUGACGACCAACUACACGAAUCUCAGCGAGACGGGCGUACGGUUACCCGAGGGGGCGAGCGCUGCUCUGGCCAAGCCGACCAAGUAUCAUUACUACCCGCAUAAUCAGCAUAUCUACUUGUUGCCGGAGUGCGCGGUCCAGCAGGUCUGCAACGCCGUUUACGUCAGGCUGAACUUCACCCAGCCUCUGUGUGCCUGUCCAGGAAGAUACCGCGACCCUUGCAGCGCCUCUCUCGACAGCGACGAUCUCCACACUACGGAGCUGGUCACCGACCCUCGAACCAAGGCAUUGACGUUGGUGAAAACCUGCGAACCGGUGGCGGAGAUGCGCGAGUGCAGAACGCCGAGGGACUGGUCUCUCCUCGCGCUGCAGAACGUGCGGACAGGAAAAUCUCACUAUCUCGUGAUAUGUCGCUGCCCCGACGCCAACAUAUUGGAGGGUCCUAUGAGCCACGAUCAGCCGACGUACGCCAGCGUGCCUGGGAUCCGCGUGUACGGGAUGAUGUGCGUGCAAGGGAACAGAAGAGGACGGCCGCUGCGAUACACGCGCAGUCUUUCAGAUUACGCCGAGCUGGGAACCGGUGACGAUUCCAAGGUAACACCGAACGACCGAUCGAGAUUCCCGUGGUACAAAGUGAAACAGCUGAUGGACACAGCCGUUUGGGACUAGGUCGACUUACAGCCGAACUCUGAACGACGCGAUAAAACGUGAAGAGAAUCUAGAUCGUACCACGACACGGAAUUUCGUUCAUCGACAUUCGACAUUCCUCAUUUAUUUAUUCGCUUCGCUUUCCCUAGUUUCUUUCCAUUUAUCACCCAUCUGUUGCUUACUUUAUUUAUGUUGUGUUAUCAAUAAUGCACCCGAGAGAACAGCAGUCCGAGCGAAAGUAUGGCGAGGUGCCAUGUAGACGAUCGAACCUUGCCUCCUCGAUUCGGGCUUCGCGAUCGUGUGAAUCGUCUGAUCGAUUCCGAUUACGGGGCUCGAGUACUUAAUUAUCACGUUUCUAUCGAUUAGAAAUUGAUCGUGACGCGAAGCAAUCGACGAAACUACGCACCGGUCGACGCUACCGUGUUAUUCUCGCCUGACGAACAAAUCGGGACAACGACUGAACAUAUUUUCUUGGCACCGACUCUGUUUCAAACGCUAUCGGGACAAAGAGACCUUCUGUCCUCGACUCGUUCGAUGACUUGGACUUUUCACAACGUCGUUAUAAAUACGCGUGACCAUCUCGUAUUCGGAUUGUGAACUGCGCAAUUUUCGAUCGCCGGUCGGAGUGUAUGAAUCUAAACCGUUACGUUUUCUUAAGUAAUCGUUUCCUCGACAGCAGGGAUGGAAACGUUAAAUUACAUCGAAUAAGUCGAACUGGUGACAGAUGACGUCUUACCUUCUACGUCUGUUUAGUAAAUUCGCUAAAGUAGAUUAAUCGCACUCUAUGUACGAUACAUAUCAAGUAGAUACGUAAGUGGAUCAUUAAAUGUGCCGAAUUUCCGAGAUUAAAUAUUCGAGUAACACAAGUA